Molecule: messenger RNA, 471 nt
Organism: Plasmodium knowlesi strain H
Lineage: Eukaryota; Apicomplexa; Aconoidasida; Haemosporida; Plasmodiidae
Product: 40S ribosomal protein S18, putative
Exons: 2
Coding region: 1-471 (156 amino acids)
Biological process (GO): translation
Cellular component (GO): ribosome; small ribosomal subunit; cytosol
Molecular function (GO): structural constituent of ribosome; RNA binding
Source: RefSeq, a predicted model, not a curated record
AUGUCACUACAAGUGAUUGAUCAAAACGAUUUUCAGCACAUACUGAGAAUCUUAAAUACCAACGUUGAUGGGAAGGAAAAGGUUACCAUUGCCUUGACGGCCAUAAAGGGAAUUGGGAAAAGAAUGGCCACUGUGAUUUGCAAGCAGGCCAAUGUGGACUCGACCAAGAGAGCAGGAGAACUCACCACGGAGGAAAUAAAUAACAUUGUGCACAUUAUGAAUGCCCCAUCACAAUUCAAAAUCCCCGACUGGUUCUUAAACCGAAGGAAGGAUGUAAAGGAAGGAAAAAAUUUGCACGUCAUCGCUAACCAGCUGGACUCCUAUUUACGUGAAGACUUGGAAAGAAUGAAAAAAAUCAGAUUACACAGAGGUCUACGUCACCACUGGGGACUGAGAGUUCGUGGUCAACAUACCAAGACCACUGGACGAAGAGGAAGAACUGUUGGUGUUUCCAAAAAGAAGGGAGCGUAA